This is a messenger RNA of Perca flavescens (yellow perch), 2012 nucleotides long. Its product is annotated as DENN domain-containing protein 2A. Bases 688 to 1188 code for a protein of 166 amino acids. NCBI's taxonomy places the organism in Eukaryota, Metazoa, Chordata, Actinopteri, Perciformes, Percidae. The record is from RefSeq and is a predicted model, not a curated record. The transcript is spliced from 5 exons.
UUCACGAUAUGACGUUAUGCAUCUUGCACUUUUGUAAAAACAGAUGUUAUUGUUUUGCUGUCAUUUCAGAGCGGUGGGGUCCAGACCUGGUAUCUAUGAAUUGAGUGGUCAAUAAUGUAUUGUGUAAUAAUGAUCACUGUCCCAACUAAUGUUCUGUCUCCACAGAAAGAGGACAUCAAAUUGAUCCUGGAGGACUCCAGAAGGAAAGAAAUAGCUUCACAACUGUCUGCCCUCAGGGAAACAAAACAACAAGCAGGUUCGGCCAGCCAGCCCCGCGCCCCAAAGAAGCACCAAAAAGACUUUGAGUACCUGAUAGCGAUGUUCGAAAAACGUAACCUCAAGAGGGAUAAACUCCAACUUAGGAGGACUGGGAAACGCUUCAGGCGUUUUGUACGACACAUGUGGGGUGUGGGGAGCGCCCCGCCAUCACACCUCGUGUUUCUAUCGAAGACAGGUUGCUGAAACAGGAGCUCUCCACCCUCCCACAGCAGCCCGGGACACACCACCUGGCUUCAGGUUCAGGUUCAAUCAAAUGAGUUUGCCGGCGGAGCGUCAACCACACCGGCCUCGGAGGAUAGCGCAGACGACAACUCGGACAACAGCGUGUCGUGGACGCCGGAGGGUGAUGACCAGUCAGACUACAGCGCGUCUGAACCGUCCGAUACCGAUGACCAGUCCGGCGUUGCCAUGGAUUCAACAGAGACUGGUUCACCUGCACCGCCACGGACACUUGAGCCACAGUUGCUGGUCUAUGAAGACACACCAUGCAGUACCUUACAGGAGAUGAACAGCAGCGAGUCGGAGGAAGAUGACCAAAAAGCCGUAAAGCGUCCCCUUAAGAUGUCGCUGAGGCCAAGGAGGCUAUAUCAGUACCAUGGCGCCGGCAACCCCCAAUUAACACCAUCACCACAUGGGUCCCAGCAAAUGACAACGCAGCCAAUGACAACGCAGCCGCAGCCACCACCACCACUGGAGGACUCGCCGCCGCCACCAAGUGGGGGAGAUUUAAGCAAGGUGGAGGACACGGAAAAGACUGACCCGCCAGACGAGUUGGACAGCAGCAGCGAGUCCGAAGAAGGGUUGACAGCUGAGGAUGCAGAACAACUGCUGCAGACUUCUCUGAAAAAGCAGCGGGGGGUAAGCCACAGCACUUUGGUCUGCAGUUAUUUGGAUUGUUACACCCACUAACGAUUACACUUGCAAAUGCAGAUUUACUGUCAAACAUUUCACACAGCCUCUAUCAGACUUUGUGUAAAUGAAUUAACAUUGCACACUGUCAAACAUUGGUUUGGCCAAAGUCCUUUUAGGCAAGUCAUGCCACUCGGCCGCCAUCUUGGCAACGCCUCCGGCCAGCUAUUUCGGACUCCUAUCUAAAUGAAUGGGCAGAGAGUCAAAACUGCACUUUUACUGGUCAUCGGGACAUAAAAACUACAUGUAUAGAAACAGCAGUAGAAUGAUAAAAAUCGCUGGAAAAGUUUGAUGACUUUGCCUCAAAAUAACGCUUUUUUCCCCACAGGUUAUACUGUUAAUACGCAUGCGCAAGGGUUCACGACACCAACUUCAUUUACGUCUCUAUCCAGAAUGCCGGUGUUGUGCUUUAACUACCAUGGUAGUCCGGUGCCUUGGCGUUGUUAUCGUCCUCUUCCAUCUGAUCUUGCACACACCCGCCUUCACACUGGCAGUUGAAAUCAGCUCCGUAAUACGCCCCCAGCGGACCUCGUACUACACCGUUGAAGAGCUUCGGAAGCGAUUUACAAAAAUGGCAGAACAACUAGAAGGACUGAUAAGUGUCUGAAUGUCCGAUUCUCUCGGACCUCUCUUAUACAGAUAUAAAUAGAAAGGCUGCUGCGUGGAGUAAAGUUGCCCAGGAUGUUGACAUGUCAUUUUUUUUCGCACUGCACUCGUUCGGACCCGGUUUGGACCCAUUUGCAUGCGCUCUGCGAAUCUCCAGAGGAAAUGAAUGACUUCCGGCCGUAUCGGAGCUGAUUUCAACUGCCAGUGUGAAGGCGGCG